AAUUAACGUCACUCUGCUGCAUCCUCUUCAACUCACCUUUUCAAUUUGCUAUAGAGAUUGAUAAAACUGUCCCAGCUAUGGCUUCCACGGACUCUGAGUCUCCGUUCUCUUCUUCGUCUUCAUCCUCUAGACAUAGAUGGAACUAUGAUGUUUUUCUAAGUUUUAGAGGAAAAGAUACCCGCAAGAACUUUACGGAUCAUCUCUAUACCGCCUUAAUCCAGGCCGGAAUUCAUACUUUCAGGGAUGACAAUGAACUUCCUAGAGGAGAAGAAAUCUCUCCACAGCUUCUCAAGGCAAUUGAAGGAUCAAGGAUUUCUAUAGUGGUCUUCUCCAAAAACUACGCCUCCUCUAGAUGGUGUCUUGACGAACUGGUGAAGAUUAUUGAGUGCAAGCAAAAUAUUGACCAGGUUGUUCUUCCUAUAUUCUAUGAUACGGAGCCUUCAGAUGUCCGAAAACAGACCGGGAGUUAUGCAAAAGCUUUUGAUGAACUUGAAGAACGCUUCAAGGAAGAAAUGGAGAAGGUCAACAAAUGGAGAGGUGCUCUUGCACAGGCUGGAAAUCUAUCUGGAUUUGGUUUAAACAAUGAGGCAAAUGGAUAUGAAGCGGAAUUCAUCAAAAGGAUUGUCAGUGAUGUAGCUUGUAAACUGGGAAACAAAACCUUGCACGUAGCCAAGCACCCAGUAGGUAUUUAUUCCAGAGUUCAGGGUAUUAUUUCUUUGCUAAAAGGUGCAAAACCUGAUGUUGGCAUCGUGGGAAUACAUGGGAUAGCUGGAAUAGGCAAGACAACAAUAGCAAAAGCUGUGUUUAACAAACUUUAUUUUGGAUUUGAGGGAAGCAGUUUUCUUUCGGACGUCAAGGAAAUAUCAGAUAAGCCGAAUGGUCUGGUUGAAUUACAAGAGCGCCUUCUUCAUGAUAUUCUGAAACCAAGAGUUUGGAAGGUCAGUAAUGUUUAUGAAGGCAUGAAUUUGAUCAAAGAACGACUUCAUCGUAAGAAAAUCCUUGUUGUUUUUGACGAUGUGGACAAAAGGGAACAACUGGAGGCAUUGAUGGGAGAAAGAUGUUGGUUUGGUGCCGGAAGUAUAAUAAUUGUUGUAACUAAGAAUAAGCAUCUGCUAACAGAAGUGGGGGUAGAUGGAAUGUAUCAUGCUAAGGAAUUGGAUCGAGAUCAGUCUCUUGAGCUUUUCAGUUUGCAUGCUUUUAGGGAAACCCGUCCAGCAAAGGAUUAUGAGGAGCUUUCAGGAAAGGUAGUUGACUACUGCAAAGGACUUCCUUUGGCUCUACAAAUCUUGGGUUCUCAUUUAUCUAUAAGAGACAAAGCUGGAUGGGAAGCCGAUAUUGCCCAUUGGCGAAAUAUUCCGCAUGAUGAUAUUCAAGGAAAGCUUAGAGUAAGUUUUGAUGCACUGAAUGUGGAUACAAGCGAGAUAUUCCUUGAUAUUGCGUGCUAUUUUGUUGGUGGAGACAAAGAAUAUGUAGCAAAUAUAGUAGGUGCUCGUUAUGAUUGCCAUCCAGAAGUAGCUUUCAGAACUCUCAUUGGAAGGUCUCUCAUAACAAUCGACACUUGGAAUAUGUUGAGUAUGCAUGAUAUAUUACGAAAGAUGGGAAGGGAGAUUAUUCGUCAAAGGUCGCGUAAUCAUCCUGGAAAUUGCAGCAGAAUUGUACUUCCCAAAGACGCAUACAAUGUACUCUCCAAGGAAAUGGGAACGGAUGCUGUGGAGGGUCUGGCACUGGAUGUUCAAGAAUCUUUUAGCACAAAAUCUUUUACAAAAAUGAGACGUUUAAAAUUACUCCAAAUCAAAAGAGCAAAUCUUGUGGGAAGCUACAGUCUUCUCCCCAAAGAGUUGAUAUGGCUUUGUUGGUCUGGAUGCCCUUUGAAAUCUUUGCCGUCUGAUUUUCACUUAAACGACCUUGUUAUACUUGAUAUGCAAGAAAGUAACGUACGAAAGCUUUGGAAGGGGACUAAGAUUCUUAACAAGCUGAAAAUCCUCAAUCUCAGCUAUUCCAUGUACCUUACUAAAACGCCGAACUUCCGGGGACUCUCUAGUUUGGAGAGACUAGUACUUACAGAAUGCCAGAGUUUGGUUGAGGUACAUCAAUCUAUUGGAAAUUUGAAGAGCCUUGUUUUGUUGAACUUGGAGGUGUGUGACAGCCUAAAGACUCUUCCAGAAAGCAUGGGUAACUUAAAAUCUCUUCAAACUCUGAACGUUACUAAGUGCAUACAACUUGAGAAAUUGCCAGAGAGUUUGGGUGACAUAGAAUCCUUAACAGAGUUGUUUACAAAGGGUACUGCGAUUAAGCAACUUCCUCCAUCAGCUAGAUAUUUGAAGAAGCUGACAAAGUUAUCAUUUGGUGGAUACAACUACUCACCUGAUCUACCAUCUAAAUCUUGGUUUUCAAGAUUUUCAUCGUGGCUUUCACCACAAAGCUGCUCGAGCUCCAUAGAUGUGCUACCAGCUUCUUUCAAUAGUUUCAGCUCAUUGAAAGAACUAAAUCUAAGUUAUUCUGGUUUGUCUGAAGCUACAAGUGCGAUCGAUCUUGGGAGUUUGUGCUUUCUUGAAAAUUUGAAUUUGUCUGGACAUGAAUUCUUCAAUCUGCCUUCCAGCAUUAGCCGCCUUUCUAAGCUUCAAUUUUUGACGGUUGAGAGAUGCUCGAAUCUUCUAUCAAUCUCAGAGCUUCCAUCAAGUGUCCUGUUCUUGUCUAUCAAUGACUGCACAUCCAUUGAAAGAGUAAGCGCGCCUCUUCAGCCCGAAAGACUACCAUUACUGGAUGUAAAAGGGUGCCGAAAUUUAAUAGAGAUUCAGGGCAUUGAAUGUGCGGGCAAUAACUGGUCCAUUUUGAACUUAAAUGACUGCAACAAUUUAUCUGAAAACUAUAAGAUGAGUUUUAUUCAGGGAUUAUGCAAAGGUAAACAUUAUGACAUUUGCCUUGCUGGUGGAGAGAUACCAGAAUGGUUCAGCCAUCGCGGUGAUGGGUCAUCAUUAUCAUUUCGUUUACCCUCAGUUUCAGUUGCAGAUGGUAAUAAACUCCAAGCGCUGCUUCUUUGGGUUGUCUCGGCCUCCAGUAGCAAUGAAGCCACUGAUCAAGAAACAUCAUUUCUUCAGUUUGAUAUGUGUGUUGCUACAUUCAAAAAUAAGAGCAAUGGUAUUGAAUUGUUUGAGACGAUGGCGGCAGUUACGUUUGACAGAAAUUCCACUAAGCAUUCUUGGAUACAGCGUAUAUCAUUGAUCGGGUCAGAGGAAUUGCUGCAAGGUGUAGAGGAAUUGGAACUGAAUGUCAAAAUAAGCUUCUAUGAUGUUCCAAGAUGUUGGGUAGAAAAAUGUGGGGUACAUUUGAUAAUGGAAAAGUCUUAUGAUCUGAAUCUCUUUUUUUUUGGCAUUUGGCAUUUGGGACUGAUAAAUGAUCAGUUGCACAAAUUUGCGAAGUCUAUCUCAAUGAGGACAACGGAACUGUAUAUUUCUUUAUUUAUCAUGGCAGCUGUGCUUGCUUCGGAUCGUGAUGAAUGA
This is a messenger RNA of Populus euphratica (Euphrates poplar), 3500 nucleotides long. RefSeq names its product TMV resistance protein N-like. Gene Ontology annotation, molecular function: ADP binding. NCBI's taxonomy places the organism in Eukaryota, Viridiplantae, Streptophyta, Magnoliopsida, Malpighiales, Salicaceae. The coding region runs from base 78 to 3500 and encodes 1140 amino acids. Gene Ontology annotation, biological process: signal transduction; defense response. The record is from RefSeq and is a predicted model, not a curated record. The transcript is spliced from 7 exons.